AUGGUCCUCGACUACAGUAAAUGGGAUCAGCUCGAGUUGUCCGACGACUCCGAUAUCGAAGUCCAUCCCAAUGUUGACAAGCGCUCGUUUAUCCGCGCCAAACAAGCACAAAUUCAUCAGCAGCGUAUGCAGCGCCGCCAUGAGAUCGAAACCCUGAAGUACGAGCGUAUCGUCAACGACGGACUCCUCUUGCGCAUCGACAAGCUUCUCACAUCACUCAAGCAACAUGAAGGGUCUUCCAGCAACCCGGAGGAACCUGUGUUCCAGGCACUCAUGGAAUUCGCCAGCAACCCGUCGGACGAUCAGCCACCUCCACCCCCGGAAGGCGUGCACACCCAGGAGAAAGAGCAGCCUAAAUACUCCCAAAUGAUGGGCUCCCUGGUAGAUCAGGUCAAGAAUGAGAUCGGGGAUGUCCCAGAUGACAAGCUCCUCCCAGAAUACAUCAAGGGUGUGCAGGGGCAUAAGGACAAGGUGCUGGGAUUACAAAAGGAAUUGAUGGAAAGACUCGCUCAGCUGGAGAAGGAGGAAAGCAGCAAGAUUACCAGCGAUAUGUUGCAUACCGGAUUCGACACGUCCUUUGUCGCCAAGGGUGAUUCCAAGGGCAAGAGCACCGCUUCCACGCAACAAACAAGCUCCGUGGAGCUCUUGAACCCCGGAGCCGCCUCGUCGCAACAGUCCGGAGCUGAUGCUGAGGACGAGGAGGAGGAUCCAGAGAAUAUUAAGGCCAGUGAUUUGGCCAAGCGUUUCGCAAAAAUCAGACGCGACGACUACCGCUCGUUGCUUCAGUUCAUUUCGGAGCACCCCGAGAUUGUCGCAGAGAAGGAAACAGACGGUUUGUUGGUCGAAGCCUUCAACAGCCAGAUGGAAGGAAAAGAAGACUAUGCUCGCCAGUGCGUCCACCAGGGAUUGCUGCUGCAGUAUUGCCGCUCGCUGGGCCGUGAUGGCAUCUCCCUUUUCUUCAAGCGUAUCACAAACAAAGAUCAUCAAGCUGGAACCCUCUUCCGCAACGAUGUCAACGAAACCUACAACAAGAUCAAAACCCGUGCCGCAGAGCUCGCCAAAAACAGCGCUGCAUCUAACGAUCCGGCUGGUGUGGAGCAGAUCCAGCUCCAUGCCGUGGAUCCGAACACCAAGAUUACCAUCAACAUUCCUUCGGCAGAGGGCACUGAACCCGUCGAAGUGGAGGCCCGCAAGAUCUUCGAGUCCUUCCCCAAGGAUUUGCAGACUGCAUUGGCUUCAGAGUCACUGGAUGAGGUGAACAAGGUUCUCGGAAAGAUGAGCGUGGAGGAAGCCGAAGACGUUGUGGAAAAGCUCGGCCAAAGCGGUAUGCUCAGCCUCGAGGAGGGGGUCAUCGAUGCUACCACAGAAGAGGGCCGGAAGAAGCUGGAAGAGAUUGAGGCAGAGGGUAAACGGGAACAAAAGGUGGAAGAGGUGGGAGAACCGGGUGGUGAUGUGACUGAAUUGGACUGA
Molecule: messenger RNA, 1470 nt
Organism: Aspergillus terreus NIH2624
Lineage: Eukaryota; Fungi; Ascomycota; Eurotiomycetes; Eurotiales; Aspergillaceae
Product: Hsp90 co-chaperone CDC37
Exons: 2
Coding region: 1-1470 (489 amino acids)
Biological process (GO): protein folding; protein stabilization
Cellular component (GO): cytoplasm
Molecular function (GO): protein kinase binding; heat shock protein binding; protein-folding chaperone binding
Source: RefSeq, a predicted model, not a curated record